AUGUCUUCCUCAUCUGAAGACCAAGGAGCUCUGUACGACCACGAGUGGAUCUAUUCACGUGGCAGGCGCCUCACACUAGUUUCCCACCGGCCUCUUGCCCCCUACGGCUCGCAUGUCUACCCACUACCAGGAACUAAGACAGACAUGGAAAACGAAGGGGAGGAGCUUAUGUUGUCCGAGGACGAGAAGGCCAUGUCGGUCACUCAACUGGUUUUUGCACCCGGCAACGAGCCCCAGAAAGGCAAAACGUUCCAGAACGACAAGAACGCCGAGAUGGAGGUUCAGAUUGCCGACAUGGUUUGCGGCAGCCCGGGUCUCGGCUACAGCCCCGGUCCCCAGAAUCUCAAGUGCUACGUCACCAAGGCACCCACAACCUCUCCGAUCAAGGGCUACCAAUUGCCUACAAAGGGGCAACUUCUUUUUCUGAAAGUGUUCGAUCCCCUCUUUUGGUACAAGGCGCUUGGUUAUUCGGAAAGUGAGAUGAAGGUGACGAGGCUUGCAGACUCGUCGUUCAGCGACGAGUUUGGAGCCUACCAAUUCCUCCACGAAAAAGGGCUUGCUCCUUCGACACUACUGCUUUCACACGCACCGGACUUUUUCGGAGGAUGGACUGCAAACGUGACGAGUUUGAACGAGAAGUUCUCUAAGAAAUCUCGUCCCGUUGCCGUUCUCACACUCGAAUACAUUGAAGGCGUGUCAAUGAAAGGCCUGUUUACGCCCCUUGGCCCUACUCGGGGAACAGUCAAUCUGUAUCAGGACCAGCCGUCAACACGAAGGAGCUUCGAAACCGACCAAGACCAACGGAUGGAGAUCCUCUCACAGCUCUUGCACGGCAUCGCUUCGCAAGAAAAGCUUGGCCUCGACAAUGCUAGGCUUGACCCUAUCAACGUCAUUUUGACUGUGAAAUACUUGAAAAAACCGAUGCAAAAGCCGCGAGCGGUUCUGGUGGGCUAUGGAGGGUCGAUUGUCGACCAUCUGCGGACAGAGCCUGUUGAAAUGUGGAAGGACUUCCCGAAAAAGGUUCACCCCUUCACACGAUUCUCGUGGGAGGUGCUGGAAGAUCUAGGUUUUGUAGGUUGGAUCCCAACCGAAUGGCGUCCAGACAACGACGACGAAGGCGUUUCCUGUGAUCUCGAUUUGUGGAUGCUCAACAAAUUCGGUUCCAUCAGGAACAUAAUUAACACAGAGUACACGACGUGGCCCGAAAAGACACCGGAGGCUGAGGAAGCUAGCACCGGGUCCGAGGAAAUUGGCACCGGGUCCGGGGAACAGCCUUAG
Molecule: messenger RNA, 1278 nt
Organism: Colletotrichum navitas
Lineage: Eukaryota; Fungi; Ascomycota; Sordariomycetes; Glomerellales; Glomerellaceae
Exons: 2
Coding region: 1-1278 (425 amino acids)
Source: RefSeq, a predicted model, not a curated record